Messenger RNA from Oldenlandia corymbosa var. corymbosa, 1817 nucleotides. NCBI's taxonomy places the organism in Eukaryota, Viridiplantae, Streptophyta, Magnoliopsida, Gentianales, Rubiaceae. The record is from the annotation of a GenBank genome assembly.
UAUUGAACUGCUUAAGGGGUACUUCGCAAUAUUUACCACUUGGGCUAUUUCGGUUUUUAUCUCAUCCCGCGAAUCUCCGGAGGGGCAGACCAGUAGACCGGCAUCGUCAAAGCUUCCGCCAUCCACAGUUCCACUCCGGCCGACCAAUAGUCGCCUCGUUUUGUCGUUUAACCUGCUUUACUAUUCCUCCAUCACAGCCAAUUUCACUUUAGCAGGGGCUUUACUGCGACAUUAGGGUUUAGGGUUUUGGGACAGAAUAUUUCAAUAAGGGCGCAGCUUGAUUAGCAAUGAGUCGUAGCUUGGGAAUACCGGUAAAGCUUCUUCACGAAGCUACAGGACACAUUGUGACGGUGGAACUCAAGAGCGGAGAACUCUACAGAGGAAGCAUGGUUGAGUGUGAAGAUAACUGGAAUUGCCAACUCGAGAACAUCACUUUCACUGCCAAGGUACUUCUUCCUUUGUUGUUGUUGUGUUUUAUUAUUUACCCCUUUAAGUUGAUCCCUGCUCGAUAAAUUAAGGUUGGUCACUUUUAUGGUUGAGAAAAAUAAUGGUGAGUUAAGGUUGAACACUUUUAUGGUUGAGGAAAAUAAUGGUGAGUUUUAUUCUUUUUUUAGGGGGGGGGGGGGUGUUUGCAAUCCCCCAUAUAAGAAAAAGAAACCAGUCUAGGACAAUUGAGAAUUGGUUGAGCAGAUUCAAAUUUAUGAAUAACCACUUGAGUAACAUAGGGGACAUAAGUGUUGAUGAUUUGUUUCGGUGGGAGAGUGAGAAUAUUUCUGAUCAAAUCAGCUAUCUUGUUUUGUUUCUUUACAGCUUUUCCUCUUCUUUUUGCAAAGUUGAAUGCCUUGUCCUGAUGUUGGCAUCUAAUUAGGAAUUAUCUCCUCGUAAGUGGGGUGUUUGCAAGUUUUCAGCUACUUCUAUGAAACGUCACCUGGAUUUUGUACCUUGUAAACAUGUUAUCUCGGUUAUGUGUUUGAGAGUAACAACUUCAAACUUGUUAGUGCACUCUUAUGUCUGCGAGACUCCCUUUGCAUUAUUUUCAGACAUUAGAUUGAUCACAUUAAAGGAUGGUAGGGUCUCGCAGCUUGAGCAUGUAUUCAUCCGUGGAAGCAAAGUCAGGUUCAUGGUGAUCCCUGAUAUGCUGAAGAAUGCUCCAAUGUUUAAACGCCUUGAAGCUAAGAUUAAGGGCAAAGGUUCAGCCGUUGGUGUUGGACGGGGCCGUGCUGUGGCCAUGAGAGCCAGGGCACAGGCUGCUGGCCGGGGAGCUGCACCGGGAAGGGGUGCUGUGCCACCAGUAAGAAGAUGAGCAUUUCCAGACAUGGUUGUAAUCUUUUGUGAGUUAUGGUAGGACAAUAUAUAUUCUGGUUUCCAAAUUUUAGACUGUAUGUGCUCUCCAAGACUUUUUUUAUAUGAAUGAUUGUACAAAACUAUUCUGGUUUUUGGAAGUCUCACUUGGAAUUCGAUCCGUAAGCAAACAUGAUCCAGUCUCAACAGUGAUGUUCAUUUGGAUGUGAAGAAGCAUGGUACUUAGAUCGACUAGGAAUGAUUGUCCACCCUUCUGUUUGGGAUCGGAAAAAUUGGGAUGGAUUUUAGAUACCCAAAAUAUGAAGAUCGAACUGUUUUUUUGGACUUGCUUUCCUGAGUGGUUUUUGGUAUUGUUGACGAAAAUAAAAGAAUGAAUCCGACUACUGCAUGGUUAACCCCCUUCUGGGAACGGGAAUUUUGGGUAAAAUCAUCCAAGGCUACUAUCUCUUGACAAUUUUACUAGUAUUCAUGAUUACUUAGCUAACUAACCACAAUAUAGAUAUCUCUUCCUAUGC